Molecule: messenger RNA, 254 nt
Organism: Penaeus vannamei (Pacific white shrimp)
Lineage: Eukaryota; Metazoa; Arthropoda; Malacostraca; Decapoda; Penaeidae
Source: RefSeq, a predicted model, not a curated record
GAACCAUCGCGCAUGAGUUCAAAACUGUUCAUUAUGGCUUCCCUCUGAUGACCCUGAGAAUCGGGUUGUGAAGGAUUCCUCUGUGAAAAUGACAGUCUAGGCCUCCCAAAAGGAUUACUAGGGUUCAAUUCGGGUUCCUCAAGAUACCGGCAUUAUGCUUGUCCAAGAACCAGUUCAGGCUGCAAUAUGGCACUGCCUGAAUCAUUAUGCAUAUGUCGAUGCAACAUUUCUGGCAGAACGACUUCUUGCAGAAG